UCAGGCUGGGACUGUACCACGCCAUCACGUAACUUUCCCACACGUUUUCACGAGUUUAGUUUGUGUUGCUGAACGCAAAUAUCCACUGGAGUUUGACUUUGCGGAAUUAAUAAGAGUUGCGGAGUGGGGCGCCGACGAAAAUAAAUAUUAGACGAUUACACCGCGCGUUCCUAAGUGAAAAACUUGUUGAGUGCUUGUGGAGACUGUGUAUCAAAUUUGCUGUUUGUCUUAACAACGUGAUUAUGACUUUCAGAUGAUCAUCUAUAUGAGUUAUUUGCGUAAAUGUAGCUGUAAUGAAAAUGUUAACGAACAGAAGACAUAGAAGAAUACAAUAAUUCAAAAUGAGAAGGUCGAGACGGAUGAAAAGCGAUGGUAGAAGGCAGCAUAGGACGGUGACACGCUGAGGCAAGAUGACGGCGCACACGCGGCACGGCGGACCCCUUGCGCGCCUUCUAGUGCUGGCUGUUCUACAUGUCAAUUUUGUUGCCUUAGGUCUGGAGCCGGACUUCCUUUAUCCUCUGGAGAACGUGACGAUCGCCCAGGGCAGGGACGCCAUGUUCACAUGUGUGGUCAAUAACCUUGGCGGUUAUAGGGUGAGUGGCGACUCCGCCACUGCCAGGGUAGCAUGGAUCAAGGCGGACACGAAGGCAAUUCUGGCUAUCCAUGAACACGUCAUCACAAACAACGCCAGACUCAGCGUAACCCAUAACGACUUCAACACUUGGACACUAAACAUCCGAGGGGUCACCAGGGAGGACAGAGGACAAUAUAUGUGCCAAGUUAAUACAGAUCCAAUGAAAAUGCAGACUGCAUUCCUGGAAGUAGUAAUACCUCCAGAUAUCAUCAAUGAAGAAACGUCAGGAGACAUGAUGAUUCCCGAAGGUGGUUCAGCCAAGCUGAUCUGCAAGGCCAGAGGUUACCCUCCACCUAAAAUAGUUUGGAGGAGGGAGGACGGAGGAGACAUAAUAUCCAGGGGAGGACCACAGGGCAAAACGAAAGUGACGUCACUAGAAGGUGACAUAGUGAACCUGUCGAAGGUGACGCGUUCGGAAAUGGGCGCGUACCUGUGUAUCGCCGCGAACGGAGUGCCCCCUUCCGUCAGCAAGAGGAUAAUGCUGCACGUGCAUUUCCAUCCCUUAGUACAAGUGCCAAAUCAGUUGGUGGGGGCGCCCAGCGGGACUGACGUCACGCUGCAGUGCCACGUGGAAGCUUCACCUAAAGCCAUCAACUACUGGACCAGAGAAAACGGUGAAAUGAUAAUAUCGAACGACAAGUACCACAUGAGCGAGAUAAACAGUUCGGCGUACAGCGUGCAGAUGCGACUCGUGAUCAGAAACAUACAGAGAAGUGACCUCGGCGGGUAUAAGUGCAUCUCUAAGAAUUCUAUUGGCGACGCCGAGGGGAAUAUUAGAUUGUAUGAAAUGGAAUUACCUAACCGCAAGUUCCGGGACGAUGAUGACCGGGACGAUUCUUUGGAGGAGACCAACGACGUGAGGUCUACUCUCCAAGGCUCCCUACGCGAAGGAGGGCCCCGCUCCGAAGACCCAGGGUUCCUCGGCGGCGGGGGGCUCUCCCUGUCCACGGGGCCCAAAGGCGCCCCUUUGACAGUCUUUCUAAUAACAACAACAGUACUUGUAUGCUAAACUUUUCUUUUAAAAGCCAUGCCCCAAGUUAAAAGUGAAACGAAGAAACGCUUACGUAACAUGUUUAUUGUUCUUCCAACUUCCAACACGAGUUUCUCGUUUCGUUUUCGAUAUUCAAAUUAAAUUAUUCUCAAUAACGUGUGCGUUUUAUUGCAACGUUUUUAUGAAAGUUAGUAAAUUUCUAUCACUAUAAUAAAACGCCAAUACCAUUUAGUUUUAUAAAUGUAAAAUUUUUGGAUCCUUUCGACUAUACUGGGUACACUGGCAGGUAGGUAUACGAUACCUGAUCUCAUCUGCGACUAACUUAACAUAUUGUGCAUUGCAUGGCUUCCUUGUAUAUAUAUUAUAUUAGUAACAUGUAUACAUGAAUGGACAUAAAAUGGUGUAGUUACCGAAUAGCCUAAAAAUUAUCAAUGGAGUAUAAUAAUGUUGAAUGGACAAUUCAAAGUGAUUGUGUCGUUGUAUAGGUUAUAAUAAAAUAGUAAACAGUUAUCGAACCAAGCUUAAAAAGUAAAUGCUUAAUAAUAUAUUAACCAUCCAAGACGAUGUAAAUAUUUACUGAAUAGGGGUAACUCGUAAUGUUUUUAAAUUUUGUAAAAUGAUGUUAAGUCAAUGUAUUAAUUUUACAAAAAGUUUUGUUAUUUAUCUAUUCAUUUCAUUAUUUUCCUUAAUAAUGCGAAAUUAUAUUUUUUGUCAUUUAAUUAAUUUAUUCUCUGUCUACCCCGCAAGGUAUAAAUAGGUGACUAUAGGUAUGUAUGUAUGUAAUUAAUUUAUGAAUUCUUUUUAAAAUAUAAUCACGGAUUCAAUAUGAUAUAGUUACUUUUUCAUAUCACAUUAUUUAUAAACUGAUUAUCAAUUAUCAAAACCAAUACAUUGGGGCGAGAUCUUAAAAGAAUAUUAAAUUGUGUUGUUUUAUAAACAAAAUUAUAAAAUGUUAAAGUAUAUAAGUAUGUACAUAAUGUAACUUAGAUAAUGUAUUUAAAAAAAAAUGUUUUUAUUUAUACUCAGAUUUUUUUAAAUUUAUUUAUGAUUGUAUUUUUAUAAUUAAAUAGUACGUUUUGGUGCGGGAUGUAAAUUUUUAGUGAUAUGUUAAAAUGUAUGACUAGUGUAUUUGUAAAU
Molecule: messenger RNA, 2762 nt
Organism: Amyelois transitella
Lineage: Eukaryota; Metazoa; Arthropoda; Insecta; Lepidoptera; Pyralidae
Gene: DIP-beta
Product: lachesin
Exons: 9
Coding region: 411-1643 (410 amino acids)
Cellular component (GO): neuron projection
Source: RefSeq, a predicted model, not a curated record